Messenger RNA from Osmia bicornis bicornis, 2811 nucleotides. RefSeq lists its product as uncharacterized. The record is from RefSeq and is a predicted model, not a curated record. Gene Ontology annotation, cellular component: chitin-based extracellular matrix. Gene Ontology annotation, molecular function: structural constituent of chitin-based larval cuticle. NCBI's taxonomy places the organism in Eukaryota, Metazoa, Arthropoda, Insecta, Hymenoptera, Megachilidae.
AUGUUCAUUGAAAUGAUAAAAGUCAUUGUACAUAUCAAAGUACCUUCCAAGACUCUAUAUCUUCCAACCGGCGACUACCUGGAGACCAUCCUCCCAUGGUAUCCCAUACCCUAUUACAGAAAACGCGUAUCUAGUUCCAGCGUUCACAAACGAGCCACGCGAAGGGCGUGGCGAAAGACGAUUCUCGCGGAUCCCGGAUCCAGGGAUAGGGAUCCCGUCGCCGAGUAUUCGGUGAACGUAUCCGCUUGUCCUUCGACGAUUCUGCUGGUUCCUGGUUCGAAGACACCGGUCGCUGGCUCACUCGUCCCCUCCGCCAUGUAUAUAAGUCAAAACGGGAUCGGUAGCAAGGUGCACAGGCCGAACAGUCCUUCGACGAGCAAGGAGGUUCGAGCGGGAAUACACACUUAUCGUACGAUGCAGUCUAUGAUUCCAUUUUUCACGGUUCUGAGCCUGGUCUCGGCCAGCCGACUGACCUUGCUACCCUACGCCUACCUGUCAUCACCGUUUCCGGUGUCCCAUCACUUCCAGGACACGAGGACAGGCGUGCACGCUUACAGUUACGCGGGUGGUCCAUCCGCCAAGGAGGAGAUCAAGGACGCUGAUGGAGUUCUAAGAGGAUCUUACAGCUACAUAGACGCGAAUGGUAUCCUCCAAUCCGUCUUCUACGUCGCGGACGACGACGGUUUCCGCGUGGCAGCGACUAAUCUACCUACAGACGAGAACGUGGAGGCUGAACAGUCUCACAUCCUCCUAGCCAGGAGCGCGGACUCCGAGAAAUCGAGUCGCAGAAGGCGCAGCAUCGAGGAAUCUCCUGAAAAUCCUGGCCAGAAGGGCAUCAAGGACAACGUCGAUCAAGGAACGAUCUCGAACUCAGCCCAGAAAGCGACGACAGCCUCUUCCUAUCAACAGAACGAAUCGCAAGACGAAUCGGAUGAGAAACAACCGAUCGUAACGAGGAGCGUGCUCCAGCCGGUGAUCCUAUCCGGCGAUAUCCCUCUGGCGACCUCGCAUCAGAGUCAAGUUCAAGUUCACAACAACCAGCGUAUCGAUCUAACGCAGGAUAAACCGGUUGAACGUCAGUUGAUCCUUUCAGCUCCUGCCAUAUUGCAAAGUCUUCCAGUACUGACUCGGGUGCCUUCUUACCACGAGAACCGUAUCGAACUGCACAAACAGUUGGGCAUAGAGGGAUCCAAGCCUAAGGACGCGGUCAAAAUCGACCCUGAACCCAUCACCGUCGUCCCAUCAUCUUCUAUCGCUGUUCCAUUGACAUCUACGGUCAUCGCGAAGGAGAGUGUUCCAGUUCUACCGGUCAUCUCGAACGAUCCUCUAGCAGUGAUCCCAACUGGUCAGCUGGCAAGUUCUUCGGUCACCGCGUCCAUCUCCAGUCAUGGAGUCAGUCAAAUUCAUGGACCGUCCAGGGAAGCCAUCGCCAUUCCAAAUUUAAUCGCUAAACCUUCCAUCCCCAUUGCUACUCUGAGCAAGAACGUUCCAAUCUCUGGGCCUAUCAUCGGCAAGGAGAUUCUUCCAGUGGUUCCAAUCGCUAAAGAAGGUAAUCUAGCUACGGCAACGGUAACCACGUCCAUUUCCAGCCACGGUGUCAGCCAGAUUCAUGGGAAUUCGAAGAUCGAGCCAACGCUGCUAGUCAAAACCACGCCGAUCGCACAGAUUCAUUCGCUUCUCGACGUACCGAUUUAUCUUCUCGCUACACCCAUAGCGAACGUUUGGCUGAGUCCCAUAGGAUCUUUGACGCCAUUGAGGCAAUUUCACAUACAGGAUGGCGCCGGGGGAUAUCAUUACUCAUUCACGGGGCCUCAUCACGCCAAAUCGGAAUCCAGCUUGAACGGAAUUACACAGGGUGGCUAUUCUUACGUCGACGCGAAUGGAGUACUGCAAACGGUGACUUACACCGCGGACGAUGAAAAUGGGUUCAGAGUGAGCGCGAGCAAUCUUCCGCAACCACCGAAAAAUCAUCUCCAAACUGUUCAAGACACCCCGGAAGUGGCCACGGCGAAGAAGAACCAUUUGGAGGAGCUGCAAAAAUCGCAGCUGAGGGAUCAAUCGAACUAUCAAUCGAAUAUUUUAUCCUACAAGAUUCUACCCUCCUAUUUUAGCGUUGCUCAAUUGGAAAAUGAUAACGAGAAGAAUUUGGCUGUUCGAGAGAUUUCAAGCACCGCCAAAAAUCCGUUUCUUCUACCAGCCUCCGAGGCUCAGAGGAUCAAAGUCCCUAAACCAGAUCACAGUCUUUUAAAAUCAUCGCCAAAAAAUCCAUCGUCCAUUCAAUCAUCUCAUCAGAGGAAAAAUGAAAUUGUUCAGGAGAACACCCUGCAAUCAGGCAAACUGGUGACACUGAACAACGUUCAGAGGCCUGUGGCCGUUCCUGGAUCCUACGUACUUCCGGUUCUACCUUACAGAUUGCUUCACAGCGCUCUCCAUCACACUCAAGAUUCCUUAGGCCAGUACGAUUACACUUAUGCGGGUGAUUCUAGCGCGAAAACUGAAUCCAGGUCUUUGGACGGUACUACGAGAGGAGCUUACAGUUACAUCGACCCCAAUGGCAUUUUGCAGCAGGUCCAUUACGUGGCUGACCACAACGGUUUCAGGGUUCUGGCCACCAAUUUACCGGAAGCUAAAUAAAGACACCCAGAGUGUCGCUCGAGGAAAGGAAAUUCCGAGUUUCUUUCCUCCGAAAGUGGAUUAGGAUUUCAGAUGAAAAUGAAGAAUUUUUGUUUUAUUACCUUGAGUGGUUGGAAUAAAAAAUAUUAUUAAUUAUUGUAAUUAGAAGCAUCAGAAACGUGGACUAAGGAAUGCAAU